Molecule: messenger RNA, 687 nt
Organism: Aspergillus terreus NIH2624
Lineage: Eukaryota; Fungi; Ascomycota; Eurotiomycetes; Eurotiales; Aspergillaceae
Exons: 3
Coding region: 1-687 (228 amino acids)
Source: RefSeq, a predicted model, not a curated record
AUGUCAUUAGUAUCCGCCGCAUCCACCCCAUCAUGGGUGCCCUCCCCCGACUACCUAGGCAUCGUGGUGUCCCGCUACAAAGAGCCUCUGGACCCAUGGGCGGACGUGGCCUCCAACACAUACCUCUACGCCAAAUACGCCACGCCGCAGGAAAACGACAGCGUCUCGCACGAGGCCUUCCGCCUGUACGAGCAGCUCCCCAACACGGGCCGCGAGGGCCGCACCUACUGCCACCACAUCUACCACCACUACGACGAGCUGCAGCCGAUCGUGAUCUUCACGCAGGCCGACCCGUUCGACAUGAUCGGCCCGGAGACCAACACCACCGAGGCGAUGGUGCGCAAGGCGGUCGCGGAGCCAGACGACGACGACGACCCCGUCACCAUCUUCAACCACGGCCUGCUCCACGACCUGGCGGAAUGGGGCCCGGUGAACUGGUCGGCCCCGGCGGAGGGGUACUGGAUCAAGCCGAGCCAGCUAGAGACGCUCACGCUGGCGCCGUAUGACAUGGCGGAGUUCUGGCGGCGGUUGUUUGAGGAGGAGCAUCCGGCCGGGCAGGCUUCGGGGUGGUUGCAUGGGGGCGACGUUUGCAGUGCGGAGAAGAGGGCGAUCUGGCCAGCCAUGAGCGGGACUUUUAUGAGCGGUGUUUGGAGUUUGUUUGUAGUUGGUGUAGGGAUAUUUAUCUAA